This is a messenger RNA of Fusarium oxysporum Fo47, 783 nucleotides long. Its product is annotated as chorismate mutase ARO7. Gene Ontology annotation, biological process: aromatic amino acid biosynthetic process; chorismate metabolic process. Gene Ontology annotation, molecular function: chorismate mutase activity. The record is from RefSeq and is a predicted model, not a curated record. Gene Ontology annotation, cellular component: cytoplasm. Lineage: Eukaryota; Fungi; Ascomycota; Sordariomycetes; Hypocreales; Nectriaceae. The coding region runs from base 1 to 783 and encodes 260 amino acids. The transcript is spliced from 3 exons.
AUGGCCGAUGCCGCACACGCACUGGAUCUGGCCCGAAUCCGGUUCCAACUUAUUCGUCUUGAGGACACAAUCACCUUCCAUCUGAUCGAGAGAGUGCAAUUCGCAUUGAAUGGUACGAUCUACGUUCCUGGAGCUGUGGAAUUACCUGAAGCGAACCUGAGCUUCCUCGACUGGUAUUUUCGCGAACAGGAGAAGCUACAAUCCCUUAUCCGACGCUUCGAGUCGCCUGACGAAUAUCCUUUCUUCCCCGAUGCAUUGCAAAACCCAAUACUCAAGCCUCUCAACUACCCCAAGAUCUUGCAUGAGAACAACGUCAAUGUGAACGACAAGAUCAAGAAAUUCUAUACCGAAAAGUUUCUCCCCGCAGUGUGCCCCGAUUUCGGACGCGAGGAGCGGGGCGAGUCUCAAGAAAACUACGGCUCAACCGCAACUUGCGAUAUUGCUUGUCUACAAGCUCUAUCACGACGCAUUCACUUCGGCAAGUUUGUCGCAGAGUCCAAGUUCCGAUCGGACGAGGAAAAGUACAUUCGGCUUAUCAAGGCUGAAGAUCGGGAGGGUAUCGCUGAAUCCAUCACUAAUGCAGCAGUGGAGAAGAAGGUCCUUGAGCGACUACGACUCAAGGCUCUGACAUACGGCAAGGAUCCCUCCAUCCCCGACGGAACCGAGGGAGCGGCGAAAAUCGAUGUCGACGCUGUUGUUUCAAUGUACAAGGACUUUGUUAUCCCAUUGACCAAGGAAGUCGAGGUGGAAUACUUGAUGCAAAGGCUAGAACCAAGUGCCUGA